ACGAUAGAGCUGCAACGACUCAGCGGAAAAUAGGUUUGUCGUUUGUGAAGUGGGGCUGAUCAACGUUCGCUGGACAUUUCUUUCGCGCUGCAAAACUACUAACUGCGAGUAGUGAGAUAUAUCGAUGCUGCACAGGAUCAACCAAUUUUACAUAGCCCGCAGUCGUGUGCAUUUUCAGUCUCCAUCUCGGGUAUCUGUGUAGGCUUGCCUCAUCUUUACUUAUUAUUUGCGCUAAAGCAAUGGCGUUGGAGCCGAACCUGGAGAGGCCUUGACUCAUUUUUGAAAAUGUGUUGGAAGAGACUGAACUGUCAGCUGUGAACGAGGCCGGAGGGCUCGGUUUUCUGCAGUUGAGGCGUUGUAGCUGGACGGGGAUCUACGCUAUUGCCAACCCGUUCGCCUUGUCGCUUAGGACUUCUCUGCGACGUUUGGAAGCGAGCAGCAGCUAUGGCGGAGACUAAAUUGGCAAAUUUCCUCAGUUCGCCAUUGAUGGCAUGGGUCAGGACAUACGAAGAUCGAUAUAGGUGUAACACCGUUGUAUUGCUGGCGGACGGCAUUCUGUUGAAUCACAUUAUGCAGCAAAUAUACCCGGACAGUUCUACAAGCAUGGUCAACACGGAGAUUAAUGGUGAUGCGAACCUUCGUGCUCAAAACCUCACCAUUUUGAUGCAGUCCAUUCGGCACUUUUUUGAGAAUUAUCUGCAACAGCUCAUAGUUAUGCAGCUUCCGGACAUCAUGGCCAUAGCCUAUGAGCCAGAAUCUGACUACAGCUUGGAUCAAUUGGAGAAAAUUCUCCUGCUCAUGCUGGGUUGUGGCGUGCAGUGCGAGGCCAAAGAAAAACUUAUAGAAAAUAUCAAGAAGAUGGACAGCAAUCUUCAAAGCAGUCUUGUGGUCCUCAUUCAAGAGAUCACGCACAACGCAGACAACGUGUACUCCAUGGACUUUGAAGGUCUAUCCACGUUACAGAAGAAGGAUCUGGAAGCGGAAUGCCAGAAUGCAUACAUCCGACUAAAACGCGUGACCAGAGAAAGAGAUAACUACUACGCGUCAUUCAGCGAGGCUGCACAAGAGAAGAACCACUUUCGCCGUGAACUGUUGGAGACCAAUGGCCGUCCACCGUCCAGUCCCCUUGGAGGAACUGUGUCCCGCACCAGCUUGAUUAGCGAUGCGACCGCUGUAGGCCUCAUCGCUAGUCAAACCGAAGUAGCGGAGCUCAGAACAAAACUCCGGGAUGUUACGGACCAGAUGGAUCUGAAGAGUUUAUCACUGACGGAGUCCCAUAAAGAGAUCAUCAUGCUACAGGAGAAGAUCACCAAAGUUCAACAAGAGAAACAAAGAAUGAUGGAAGAAGUCCAGUGGUCCCGGGAUCAUCAUGAUGAACUGGACUCGCUGCGUCUGAAAGCUAGGCGCAUUGAUCAGUUGGAGACUGACAACAGCAAGCUGCGGAGAAAGCAGGAAGACAUGGAGCAUGUCACCAAGCUGAUCAAGGAAGUGAAGAAUGAAAAGCGGCUGCUCGUCGAAGGGAACAAGUCAUUGGAGGCCGAAGUGGAGCGUCUAAACAGCCGGUUCUCUGCUCUUGACGAUGUUGAGAUGGAGAAUGCUCAGCUUCAACAGCAAGUGCGGGCAUUGACUGAGGCAAAGGAAAGUGACAUGGAGCAACUUCAAGUACUGAUGGAGCAGAAUGCCAGACUGGAGCUGAACGGCCAGCAAUAUCUUGAUCAGAUUGAAGAUCUGAGGCAAGAAUUGGACAACUUGAAGUUUGCCACGCCUGCUGGCUCAGUUACACCAUCCCUGGGAAAUGUCGAGUUCAAUCUGGCACAGGCUGCCCAGGAGAAGUCUGAUGCUGAACUACUCCAAAGUCGACUGGCAUCGCUGGAACGGGACAAUCGUGAAUUGGACCGUGCUGCGGCUGACUUGCGGGAAACGAAAGCACGCCUAUCAACCCUGGAGACGCAGAAUAAGACCAUGCAGUCACAGCGGUUUGGUGAACAGAAGGAACUUGCAAUUGCUCGUGAAGAACUGAAGCGUGAACGAGAGAAGGUCAAGGAGGCUGUUGAUGAGAAGAAGAAAUUCAGGGAAGAUCUUCAGCGGCAAUUUGCCCAACGAGAGCAUCAGGUGCAGGGGCAGCUUAUUGAGGAGAAGCGCAAGUACUUGGAGUUGGAACAGCGUGUUGAUGAUGUUGCCCAGCAGAAGUCAGAGGUUGCACAAGAUCGCAUUGCUAGCUUAGAAGCAAGAUUGGACUUGUCCGAGAAGGAGAAGUUGCAACUUAGAAAUGAUCUGACAAGCGCUUCUGAGGAGCUAGCCGUAGUGUCAGUGAAGCUGGUGACAGCUAACCAAGAAUUGCGCUCCACAUCCGAUAAGCUUGUCUCCACCAGUGAAGAAGUAGCUAUGGGUAACGAUCGCUUGCGCCUUGCUGACGACCAGCUCGAGGAAGAGAAGCACCGUGCCGAUCGACUUGAGAGGCAAAACGAAACAGAAAAGACCAAGGCUGAAAACCUGACAAAGCUUCUCCGAGAAGAGAGAGUACGGCGAGAGGGCCUGGAAAUUACUCAAAGCGAAACAGCCGAAAGAGUAAGUCGUUAUGAGCAGCGUCUCAACGAAGAACGUCAGCAUGUCCAGGGAUCCGAGGCUGAUCAAGAACAACUCAAACGGCGUGUUGAAACACUGGAGCAGAAAUUGGCUGAGGAGAGACGGAAAGCUGAAGUGCUCAGAGAAGAGAGGAAGGCAGAGGAGAUCAGGACUGCUGAGGUGGGUACAUCACCUGAAGUGCAGAAUGCCAGUGCGCUGACGAAUGGUGAAAUGACCGAAGUGGAUCAAAAUCCCCUGGCCAUGGCUCCCUCGCCGAUGUCUGAGCACAGUAGAAGUUUAGCAGUGCCAGUGAUGGCCCCGGCACCUGUUCGUGUGGAGCAGAGUAAUGCUUGUGUACAGACUACGUGUACCGAGUCCCGGGAGAUGGCUUGCCAGACAGAAGUUGAGUUAUGGUUGGAACAAGUAGUGGCAUUGGCUCAGGCAAGAGGAUUCCUCGGUGGACCAGAUGAAGAAGAAACAGUACCAGAGGACCAAGCAGAGACAGGAGAAGAUGAUGCAUCCGAGAACGCUGGAAAGCCAAUGCAGGCUGUCGCACCUGUGAAGAUGGGUGCAACGGCAACUCCCCAAACAACUCCCAUAACACCAUCGUUUGUGACAGCUGAACUUACCAAGUCAGCAUCGACCGUGAAGGCCACUAAAGUCAUCACGCCUCGUGCUGCAGCAUCGCUUCUUCUAUCUUCAUCGCCAGCUCUCACUCGUGCGGUAUCAUCACUCAUUGCAUCUCCGGGUUCAUCUCCAUUGCUGAGUCGCACUAUGAAAGGCGAUACCAUCACUUCCAAGUCAUCCACUGGUCUAGCUAUCGUGCCGGCCGUUGUUGGUGUUGUGGAGUCUAUUCGCGGUGUGAUGGAGACUGUUGGUACGCCCACCACUCAGCAGAGAACUACCGGCGGUACAUCGCGUCAAGAAGAAGCUGCAGAUGUCCAACAGACUCUGAACUUUUCUCGCGGUGAUUCGCCGACACUGGGAGGUUCUGAUGACCCGCUUUCUGUUAGCAGAGAGCAGUCAGCGUCCAAUCUGAAUGAGAGUGGUAGUUAUGAUCCAGAGGGUCUCCAAGCUGAGCUGAAAAGAAUGAAAACUGAAUACUCGGCCUUGGAGAGCCAACUGAACAGCAUAAAACGGCAAUACCAGGGGGAGCAAGCGGACCUGGAAAGUGAAAUCAGAAAUCUCAGACGUCAGCUUCAUGCUAGCAAAAUGCAGAUUUCUGAACUAAAUGAUGAACUUGGUCGUGUCAGGAAACAGCUGAGAACAGCACACCAGCAGAGUUCUAGUAUGGAGGAUGAGCUGAACCACAGUCGUCAUCAAGUGCAAAGUACUCGCCAGCAAUGGCAAGAAGCACGGCAGCAGCUUCAUGCCGCCGGUGCUCAGUUACAGGUUGCGCAGAUGACCAACCACCAGCUGGAGACGCACAGCUCUCAAAUCGAAGCUAACAAUGAGGCAUUGAGCAACCGGUGUGAUGCCCUGGAGCAAAUGAGCAGCAAUCUUAGUGAAGAGAUCAGAAAUCUGUAUGCUGAAGUCAAGAAGCUGCUGCUGGAGAACAGAGAGCUGAGGAUGAAGAAUGAUGAAGCUAAGGACAAGUUUAUUGAUGACGAGCGGGUUUUCUCGGAUCGUCUAGCAGAGCUGGAGAAUGAGCGUGGUCGACUGAAUGAGCAGCUGGACACUAUCAAGAAAACCAAGAAGAAGAAGUCAGCACUCAGUAAAGUGGCGCAUUUUGGAAAAAAGGCCAAGAAUCUCCUUGGGGGAGAGAAAGAUCGCCGUGGGCACACGAAGACCGAUGGUUACGAUUCCAGUUCAUCUGGAAGUGGUGCGGCCGGCAGUGUUCCCCAGUCGAUGAGCAUGCCGCGGUUUGUAGCGCGUGACCGUGCCGACACUCUACCCGUACCGCAUGCCAUGUCCGGCUCUGGAAGUCUGGAGUCGUUCGGUGGAAGUCUCGUACAGCUAGCCGGCGUACGCAAGGCGAGGAGUAUGGCCGGGUCGCUGAACGAUGCAGUCACCGUCGCCAGUGGACACAGCCAUGAGGACGAGGACGGUGCAUCACAACUGGAGCAGCUCAUGUCUGGACUAGCCAGAAUGGACAGUCCAAGCACCAGAGCAUCUAUUGCUACAUCAUCACCGGCCAGUCGUCAGCGCGGUGGUGGCGAAGUUGUCACACUUGAGGACUUCCUCAAGGAAACCGACAAGACACCUGUGUCUCGGCGGCGAAUGUUCAAUGAGGUGUUGGUAGACUCGCCGACCGAAUCCAGAAGGCUGUCUUCUAACGCACCAUUGAAUCCGUCAGCCUUGGCCGCAGGUGGCAUGAACCCGAGGAGAGAGGUGGCAGCUAUUGAUGCACCAGCAUUCCUCGAGUCUCUGAAGACGACGCCACUACGGCAGCAGUCAUCUGACAACUUCCGGCGCCAGAAACCAAUCCACCAAGGUCGAGCAACGCUGCGACAGGGCAGCGUGGAUUCCCGUGCCAGUUCUCAGAAUAGUAAUGACAUCGUGCCGGGAAUGGAGCGCAGCGCUAGUACAUCGGCUGGAUCACCAAGUGUGAAUGCAUCUCAGACACAUGUUCCUAAUUCACGUCGCUUCCCCAGGGCAUCCAGUGCUAGUUCCAUUGACAGUCACAACACAGCGCCCAGCCCUCUCACCACGUCGCACACUCAUGUCGGAGCUGCCAUGUCGGCAGGCACGCCACCGCUCAGCAGAAGCCGUGAUAGUCAAGGCAGCUUCCAUCAGCCCCUGACUCGCACCAAGGCACUGGCUGACGGCGCCAGUGUCGGCUCCAAUCCCCUGGACUCGUCUGGCUCGGUGAACCGCACUAGCACGCCGUCUAGCGGGGCUGCGUCCGCAUCUAGUCGCUGUACCGAGGAUGGUGAUGUAAUGACUGCAAUGGAUGCUAUCAUGACUGCAGGACCUACUGAGCCUACCUUCACGCUGGAGCCUCCCGAUGGCAGUGCAGCUCCCCUGGAUCCUUCUCCCACAAUAAUACAGGAACUGCAGCAGUCACCGACAAGGCUCAGUCCCGCUAAUCAGCGCCGUAGUGUGUCUGGCCGCUCGUCGCCUCAAACAAACGCUGAUCCUCCUCCAUCAGCUGCUGCUGCAUCCGCUGCGGCUGCUGCUGGUGCAAAGCCAGAAGACGGCGAAAACAAUGCUGAAAGCGCAAAAUGGUUUGAGUAUGGUUGUGUUUAAUUGUUGGGCCUCGUUUGAGAAUGCUGUGCCAGCUGCUGUCUGUCCUGUGAUGGUUCACGCCUCUACGUACACUAUACGAAUGCCCUUUCGCUAGACGCUUCUAUAACUUCAGAGAUGUUUUACCUUGCAUGCUUGUGUACCCCUUCACCUUGACAGAAUAGUCCCUGAAAUGAGUCAUUGUAUGGGAGGCAGUUCUCUAUAUCAUAUCACUUCCUUCCCUACCCCAACAAUUCGCAGCAAUCACGACGGUGAGCUGCAAAUAUCGUCUGGACACUAUUAUACCUGACUCGAAACCUCUAGCCGUGUGCGGGGGCAUGUGAGCCUCCACUCCAAGUUUGUCACUGCAUGUACAGCAACACAUACCUCCCUUACUGCUGACUCUGAUAUUGUGUUAUUGUUGUACUGAGCAGCACACACAGUGCUCGGCUCUGCCGUUACCCUGUUGAGGUGAUUAUUUCUAUUCUUUUGUAAAUCCGCUUAUGUGUACAGCUUUUUUUGGACAGGUUUUGUAUACACCUUUAGCUCUAUUUUCCCUCUUGUUUAGAUACCGACCCCGCUCUGGCGACCCUCUAGCGUCGUUGUGUUACUGAAGUAGCUGUUCUCGCGUUGUCCUCAGUGGUAGCUGUGUGUAUUUACUAUUGCCUUGGCUAUAUAAUUAUUACAUGUACAUAUAUGCAUAACCAGC
Sycon ciliatum is the source of this 6439-nucleotide messenger RNA. Its product is annotated as protein Daple-like. Lineage: Eukaryota; Metazoa; Porifera; Calcarea; Leucosolenida; Sycettidae. Bases 445 to 5754 code for a protein of 1769 amino acids. Gene Ontology annotation, molecular function: dynein light intermediate chain binding; microtubule binding. Gene Ontology annotation, biological process: cytoplasmic microtubule organization; cytoskeleton-dependent intracellular transport. The transcript is spliced from 37 exons. The record is from RefSeq and is a predicted model, not a curated record. Gene Ontology annotation, cellular component: centrosome; cytoplasm.